This is a messenger RNA of Penaeus vannamei (Pacific white shrimp), 1127 nucleotides long. NCBI's taxonomy places the organism in Eukaryota, Metazoa, Arthropoda, Malacostraca, Decapoda, Penaeidae. The record is from RefSeq and is a predicted model, not a curated record.
AUGUGCGCAGCCGCAGCGACACCUCUCAAGACCUCACUCGUGUUUACACUAUCCUCCAAGGUGGAGAUUCCAGAGGAAUCAGGGAGAGUGACCAAGUACAAUGUUAGAUUGGUUGUUGCGAAGCGUGCCAACUUGCAAGAACUUAUGCAGGCGCUGAAGUACAAACCAGGAGAGAAGCGGAAAGAGAUACCACAGUCCAUUAGUCAGAUGUUAGAAGUUAUGUUUGGACAUAACUCGAGCAUUAAGUUUGUAAAGGUUGGCCGCAACAAUUUCUUCCCAAUGGGUGGAGAGUUUGGCAGGCCAUUUGACAUUGGGGGAGGCAAGGAGGGUGUGACCGGCUUCUUCAGCUCUCUACGACCUGCUGCCUGGAAAGAUGGCUCUCUCCUGCUGAACAUUGAUGAUGGAAUUAAUCCAUUGAACCAGAAUAACGUUGUAGUCAUGUCACAGAGAAAUUUGAGUCGAAGGGUGGAGAUUCCAGAGGAAUCAGGGAGAGUGACCAAGUACAAUGUUAGAUUGGUUGUUGCGAAGCGUGCCAACUUGCAAGAACUUAUGCAGGCGCUGAAGUACAAACCAGGAGAGAAGCGGAAAGAGAUACCCAGUCCAUUAGUCAGUUGGCCGCAACAAUUUCUUCCAAUGGGUGGAGAGUUUGGCAGGCCAUUUGACAUUGGGGGAGGCAAGGAGGGUGUGACCGGCUUCUUCAGCUCUCUACGACCUGCUGCCUGGAAAGAUGGCUCUCUCCUGCUGAACAUUGAUGUUGCAAAUACAUCGUUCUACAAAGAGCAACCUGUCAUCGAUUUUCUGAUGGAGACACUUCGCCUGCAGGCCCAGGACCUCAACCAAACCCUGAAACCCUAUCACAAAAAGUCACUCAGAAAAGAGCUGAAGAACUUAAAGGUCCAGGUGACCCAUUCCCUUGUACCAAGAACAUACAGAGUGAGAGACAUUGGAGAACUUGGUGCAGAUCGCCAGACAUUUAUGCUAACAAACCCAGAAACACAACAGGGAGAAAAAUGUUGUCUGUUUAUGAAUUAUUUCUCAAUGCGCUACCAGAUGCGUCUGAGGUUCCCAAAGCUGAACUGUCUGAUGGUGGGACCACAAAAUAGAAAUGUGUAUGUUCCCAUGGAGGU